AUGCAUGACUGCAAUGCUGUCCAAACACCGAUGGAAGCUGGUCUGGUUCUUUCGAAGUCUCGAGAGGAACAGAGCAUUGACGAGAAGGAUUUUAGACGUCAGAUAGGUUGUUUUCGCUACCUGUUACACACGCGUCCGGACCUUGCAUAUAGCAUGGGACUACUAAGUCGGUACAUGCAUGAUCCUAAGGUUUCACAUGGUAAUGCACUAAAGGUAAUACUUAGGUACCUAAAGGGAACUACGGCUCAUGGCUUAACAUUUACGAGAGGAAACAAGAUGGAACUAGUUGGCUACAGUGAUAGUAGUCACAACAUAGAUGAGGACGACAGAAGGAGUACAACGGGGCACAUAUUUUACUUGAAUGAUUGUCCUAUCACUUGGUGUUCUCAGAAGCAAGAGACUGUUGCUUCGUCAUCAUGUGAAGCAGAGUUCAUAGCAGCCACCGAAGCAGCUAAACAAGCCAUAUGGCUUCAAGAACUACUUGGAGAAGUCACCGAGAAGACAUACAAGACUGUAACCGUGUACAUUGAUAAUACCUAA
Molecule: messenger RNA, 540 nt
Organism: Raphanus sativus (radish)
Lineage: Eukaryota; Viridiplantae; Streptophyta; Magnoliopsida; Brassicales; Brassicaceae
Product: secreted RxLR effector protein 161-like
Exons: 1
Coding region: 1-540 (179 amino acids)
Source: RefSeq, a predicted model, not a curated record